AUGUCGAUCAUUUGUCAGCACUUGAAAGCCUUAAAAUACAAUGGUGAAUCUGCAGGACUAUGUUGUGCUGGCGGUAAGGUGAAGUUGCCACAAUUGGUACCACCACCUGAUCCAUUACACUCACAAAUUUUUGGAAUGACCAAUGACUUUAAACACUUCUUAUCCAACAUCCAGAAAUAUAAUAAUUGCUUCCAAAUGACAUCUUUCGGAGCAACGCAUAUAGUACAGAACAAUUUCAUGCCGACGUUCAAGGUGCAAGGACAAAUUCAUCACCUAUUGGGGGCACUGCUGCCAUUACCAGAUGCAGAUCAUCAAUUUCUACAAAUUUAUUUCCUAGGCAAUCAGGGCGCUGAAGUUGAUACGCGUUGUACUCCUAAUGCAUCAGUAAAGCCAAGUCCAACAACUGCAAACGUUUCUUCAUCGCAACAAUCGUUUAGUGAAUUUAUUCAAAGUGGCACUUAA
Messenger RNA from Ctenocephalides felis (cat flea), 462 nucleotides. RefSeq lists its product as uncharacterized. Bases 1 to 462 code for a protein of 153 amino acids. Lineage: Eukaryota; Metazoa; Arthropoda; Insecta; Siphonaptera; Pulicidae. The transcript has 2 exons. The record is from RefSeq and is a predicted model, not a curated record.